Molecule: messenger RNA, 1869 nt
Organism: Leptopilina heterotoma
Lineage: Eukaryota; Metazoa; Arthropoda; Insecta; Hymenoptera; Figitidae
Gene: Coq6
Product: ubiquinone biosynthesis monooxygenase COQ6, mitochondrial
Exons: 10
Coding region: 157-1593 (478 amino acids)
Biological process (GO): ubiquinone biosynthetic process
Cellular component (GO): mitochondrion
Molecular function (GO): oxidoreductase activity, acting on paired donors, with incorporation or reduction of molecular oxygen, NAD(P)H as one donor, and incorporation of one atom of oxygen; FAD binding; 2-octaprenyl-6-methoxyphenol hydroxylase activity
Source: RefSeq, a predicted model, not a curated record
UCAAGUAGAAAAUUAAAAUACAAACAAGAUGUCAAAGUAUUGCCUAUCAACAGGCGUUCUCCUGCAAAAAGAUCCACAACACAUUUUGAGAGAGGGCAUUUGAAAUAUAUUGACAACGUCGUCUGCUGCACAAGCAAAAUAUAUACAAAAUCAAAAAUGGCGGUAUUCAGCGAAGCAAUGUCAUUUUCUCGGUGCAUUUUUCCAUUUUUAUCACGAAAUUAUAAAUUUACAACACCACAGUCCUGCACUAAUGUUAGAAACAUACAUUCAACAUUAAAUGACAGUAGUGAAAAUUACGAUAUAAUUGUUACCGGAGGUGGUCUCGUGGGAACAACACUCGCCUGUGCUUUAGCUAAUAAUAAAUGUCUGAAGUCUAAAAGCAUCUUAUUACUGGAAGGUGGAAACAAACAUGAAUAUACACCGAGUGAACAGUAUUCAAAUAGAGUUGUUGCAUUAAAUCAAUUAUCUAGAACAUUAUUAUCAAGUAUUGGAGCAUGGAAGCACGUGAAGGAAGUUCGAUAUGCUCCUGUGAGAAAAAUGCAGGUUUGGGACAGUUGUUCCGAUGCAAUGAUAACAUUCAACGAAGAUUAUCUUUCGGAAGAAAUAGCCUACGUCGUGGAGAAUGAUUUACUUUUAUACGCAGUGAAUAAACAAUUAGCUGAAAAAGAAUCCGUGCGAGUCAUUUACAACUCAAAAGUCGAGAACAUCUCAUUGCCCGAGACAUCUGGUGAUAGUUCUGUUGUUAUUCUGCAAAACGGGGGAAAUUUUUGCACUAAAUUACUGAUCGGCGCCGAUGGAAUAAAUUCACGAGUUCGACAAGCGAUGGGAGUUCAACACGUUAAAUGGAGUUACAAUCAAAUGGGAAUUGUCGGUACGGUGGAAUUAUCGGAGCCCACUGAAAAUAUUGUUGCGUGGCAACGAUUUCUUCCCACUGGACCAAUCGCUUUAUUGCCAUUAACAAAAACGUUGAGCUCAUUAGUGUGGUCAACAUCAACGGAGGAGGCGAAGAAACUCUUGAAAUUAUCUGACGAGGCGUUUGUUGAUAAUUUGAAUGAAGCACUCUGGAAAGUUUAUCCAAAAGAUGGAACGGUUGAAAGUGGAAUGAAAGCUUUACAGCAAAUUCUUAAAAAUCUUCAAUUAGAAACUGGAGUAUCUAGACAAUUACAACCUUCAAUUUCUGGAAUCAUCGAGGAAUCAAGAGCGGCGUUUCCAUUAGGUUUUGCACAUUCUGUUUAUUAUGUGAAACCGGGAGUUGCCUUAGUGGGAGAUGCUGCGCACAGAGUGCAUCCUUUAGGUGGUCAAGGAUUAAAUUUAGGUUUAGGAGAUGUUAUGGUAUUAGUUCAAAUGUUGGCUGACGCUACGAAAAAUGGAGCCCUUCCGGGUGACAUGACCUAUUUGAAAAAAUACGAAACCGCUCGUCAGAGGCAUAAUGUUCCAACCAUGUUGGCAAUGGACGCACUUCAUAGAUUAUAUAAAGGAACCGCUGCUCCAAUUGUCCUUGCUCGAAGUUUAGGACUUCAACUCACAAAUGCAAUUCCUCCUUUAAAGAGAGCAAUUUUUCGUCACGCAUCAGACGAUGAUAAUUUGUGUUAAUAAAAUUGAAACAAAAAAAAAUUCCACAACACAUUUUUGGCAUUAAAAAUGUCAAUUAUUUCACGGUGCAAGAAGAUAUUAAUAUCAAUUUAAUAUUUCUAAUGAGAAAAUAUCCUAUUGAUAUUUAUUAAAAGAUUUAUUUGUAAACAUCCAAAAAGAGUAUGUGAUCUAAGUUAAUUCAUUGUAUAUAAAAAUUUAUUUAUUCGAACUUCGGUAUUUUCACUUUCUGAAAAUGUAUUUCGAUUUUCCAAUAAAUCAUUAGUAUUAAAAAUUUUA